AUGAGUCUCCUGCAAGACGUCCUCCGCACCCAAACUAUCGAUCAGAACGGGAACACGUUCUCGAUCACGGAACGUCUGCAGACGCAGCGUUCAGACCAAGAGAGCGACGAUGAGAUAGUCGGCGUGGUCUCUGCGCCUGGCACUCGCCCCGCGUCGCGAACUCCUUCACGUCCAUCGUCCCCGGGCCCUCGGAGCGCUGCUCGUCGGCCGUACCAGGCGGUGUCUUUGUCGACGACAUUGCCGAGUGACCCUCUAAGGGCGCUCCCGACGGACCUUUCCCAGCGCAUCUUCGCGCAGCUGUCGAUCAGGGACCUCGCGCGCUGCUCGCGGGUAUCCAAGAAGUGGAAUAGGAGUCAGACACUGAACUAUGUCUGGUUCCAGCAUUAUCGCAAGGAGAACUUCCACGACGAUAGUUUGCCGCCUGGCAAGUGGACGAAGCGCGAAUCGAAGCAGAACUGGCGGACAACCUACCUCCAGACAGUUGCCUCUCGCGAUUCCGACACGCUUGGGCCCGUCUACCACUCGUACUCCGGCCGGUCCACCCCAGGGGGUUCCGGCGCGCAGACGCCACGCGAGCUGCGCGAAGACAAGUGGCGCUCGGAGACCGAGGGUGAGGCACGUCCGUCGAAGAAUGAGAUGCGCGAGAUGUACAAGGAGCUGAAGGGCCGGAAGGCCAAGAGCAAGUUCAAUGUCGGCGCUGGCGCCGGCGUGCGUGAUAGGGGUGGAUGGGCAGAAGGUGGUGAGGAAGGCCUGUACGAGUAG
Molecule: messenger RNA, 762 nt
Organism: Fomitopsis serialis
Lineage: Eukaryota; Fungi; Basidiomycota; Agaricomycetes; Polyporales; Fomitopsidaceae
Exons: 4
Coding region: 1-762 (253 amino acids)
Molecular function (GO): protein binding
Source: RefSeq, a predicted model, not a curated record